Betta splendens (Siamese fighting fish) is the source of this 1876-nucleotide messenger RNA. RefSeq names its product zinc finger protein ZFP2-like. The record is from RefSeq and is a predicted model, not a curated record. NCBI's taxonomy places the organism in Eukaryota, Metazoa, Chordata, Actinopteri, Anabantiformes, Osphronemidae. The transcript has 3 exons. Bases 120 to 1790 code for a protein of 556 amino acids.
UGUGUGUCCCAACUGUCUUUAUGCAGAAAUUGCACUUGGUGUGUGUAUUUUGUAAUUAAAACUCCUGUCCAUCCCAGGAGGUUUUUCCAACAGAAUAUGGUCUCAGCUACGACACAGACAUGCAGCUCCUUGUGUGGGAGUUUCUCUCCAAACUGGAGAAACUCCUGCCAAUACCAGAUCUCGGUCAGACUGUUUCCUGGCUGACCUCUGCCCCCUCCAUACUGACAGACUGCUUAGAGGCGCUCUCCAAUCCUGACAACCUGAGGUCUCUCUUGCAACACCACAAAUGCCUUGAGAACCUUGGCACACAAGGUACCACUGUGGAGAUGUCCACUCAGGUUUUCGCCUGCUCAGAGUGUCCGUUUUUUCACAUGCAAGAGUCGUACCUGCUGCAACACAUUGAGCACAGUCACCCAGAACACUACAGCAAAUUGCAGAAGGCCGCAGAGACAGCUAACGUCCCCCAGCAGAAGGUUGAUCGCCCCGUGUUCCCAAAGCCUUUCCCCAUUCACGACAGGCCUGACCCUUACACGUGCCAGGAGUGUGGCAAGACAUUCACGCGUGUUUCUGACGUGACUCGUCAUCAACGAACCCACACAGGUGAGCGCCCGUACACUUGCCAGGAAUGUAACAAGGGCUUUAAGAAUUCAUGGGAUCUGACCAGACACCAACGCAUCCACACUGGGGAGAGGCCGUUCCUCUGCUCACAAUGCGGCAAACGCUUCACACAGAUGGGUCUGCUCAAGCUUCACUUUGAAAGGUCCACCUGUGGCCAGAGUGUGUCGUGCAGCCUCGCCCUAGACCUGGCAACGGAGGUUGUGGUAGCAGAGGAGAAAGGCGAUGGUAAGUACAAAUGCCAGAAAUGUGGCGAAAGCUUCACCAGCAUCCUGGAGCGAAUGAGGCACAGGCAGAGGCAUGUGGUGCGGCGCCAGUACAAAUGCUCCCUGUGUGAGAAGAUAUACAGCCGGGCAUCAGACUUGAAGCGGCACCAGAUGAAACACACGGACGAGCGGCCGUUUGCCUGCGAGUGUGGCAAAAGCUUCACGCAUGUGUGGCUGCUGAAUAAGCACCGGCAGGUCCACACCAGGGAGCGGCGUUACCCCUGCACAGAGUGUGACAAGAGCUUUACUCAACUCCAGAUCCUCAACAGGCACCUGCUGACUCACAGUGGCCAGCGGCCUUUCCAGUGCUCCUACUGUGAGAAGAACUUCACCCAGCUGGCCAGCCUCACCCGCCACGAGAGGAUUCACACGGGUGAGCGGCCGUACCUCUGCACCACCUGCGAGAAGACGUUCCUCACACAUGGAGAGCUGGUGAGACACCAACGCAGCCACAGUAACCUCAGGCCAUUCAGGUGCCCGCAGUGCCCGAAAAGCUUUAAAACCAAGCGCGCUCAGGGCGAACACCUCAACACGCACACGGGCGAGCGUCCAUUUGCCUGUGCGUGUUGCGAGAAGAGAUUCUCCAAGUCGACCUCGCUCGUCCGACAUAACCUGACGCACACAGGGGAGCGGCCCCACCAGUGCAUUCAGUGCGGGAAGACUUUCCUCACGUCCGGUGAGCUGCUCCUCCAUAAACGAGUCCACACGGGGGAACGGCCUUAUCCCUGCUCAUACUGUGACAGGAAGUUCAGGUGCUCAUCUGAUCUCAACAUGCACGUCCGAACGCACACCGGGGAGAAACCGCACAGCUGUGUAUUCUGUAAGAAGGGCUUCUCUACGUCUACGAGGCUUAAGAGACACAUGCACAUUCACAUGGAGGGGAGCAUAGUGGAAUCCUUUAGUCUUUGAAUUAUCGCAUUGACAAGUCCCAUCACAAGAAUCUUGCCACAUGAAAUGUCGCAAUUACCAAAAAAGAAUAAACUGCAUAAAAAUUU